Molecule: messenger RNA, 1462 nt
Organism: Calliphora vicina (urban bluebottle blowfly)
Lineage: Eukaryota; Metazoa; Arthropoda; Insecta; Diptera; Calliphoridae
Exons: 5
Coding region: 14-1348 (444 amino acids)
Source: RefSeq, a predicted model, not a curated record
UUCAACACGUAAAAUGUUUGCAAAAGUUAAAUUUCUUUGCUUAAAUAUAUUAAUUAUAUUUGGCUCAAUAACAUCCAUUCAAGGUAAUUGCCGAAUAUAUUUGCCAGAUCAGUCAACUACCCCAAAUCUGUAUAGAAUUGUUGGUUCACAUAAAAUAAAAUUGAAUGAUAGAGCAAAUAGCUUGAACUAUAUAGAUUUGUAUGAAAAUCAAGAAAUAGAAGCACAGUGUGACGUACAAUUUGAACGACCUAAGAGAUACCAAACAUCAAAUCAACUUUACAUCAAGUGUAAUGGAUAUAUCUACAUAAAGACGGCUGAAAGUAGAUCAUAUAAGAUUAACGAAUAUAACUCUGAAAUUUCUUUAGAAUGCUCAUCAAUAAAGUGGAAAUUAUAUGAAUCAACAAAAAAAUUCACAUGGUGUCCAACCAAUGUAACCUCAUACAUGUUAGCCAGACAUAAGGCAUUAGGUCAUGACUACUUGGCUGGCAUUUGUUAUGAUAUCUACAAACAGUCCUUUUCUUCAUUGUACUACACAUUGGCACCUAAACAUUAUGAAUAUGCGCACCCAUCUGUUUUCGGGAAUUUCUAUACUCCUAGUUUGGAAAUACAAUACAUAAAGGAAACAUUUGGUUCAAAUAGCAUUAUUAAUUUCGAUAACCAACAGUUUGAGAACUGGAUAACUAAUUCAAAUUAUAAAUACAGUUCGGUAAUGCAGCAUCCAAACCUCUAUACAUCAUUUAAUCUGCAGUUUUCCUCUCUACUUGAAUUUGUGUGGUGGCCAAAUUUACGUAUUUACAAUUGGAAAAGUUAUGAAACAGCUCUCGAGCAACACGUGGAGAGUGAAAAUCAAGCAUACGACAUUUUAGCAGGUGUAUCUGGUGCCAUAAAGACACCCAUUAUUGACAAAUGUCAAACGAAUUAUACGUUGAAGGAAGUGAUUUAUGGAACGGAGCAGAAAAUACCAUUGUAUGUUUGGAAUUAUUUACAGGCCAGAGACAAUAGCUCCAAUGGGAUUGUCAUUAUUGGCUUCAAUUCGCCAUUUCAAGAGUUUUACUCAGAAGAGGAGAUAGUAUUUUGCCCGGACAAAUGUCAGGAAAUUCCUUGGUUGAAAAAAUUUAGCUCUACUUUUCGUUAUGGAAUAAUGGGCACUGUAUUUUGCUGUAACGUUGAAGAUGUCAAAUCUUCAAAAUAUUUAGAUGGCUUUCCAGAAAAUGUUAUGAUUCCAAAACCGGCUGAAACAACAACAUCAUAUAUAUUAAAUCACGAACCAAUAACUGAGCAAAAUAAUAGCUAUAAUAACGAUAAUGGCGAUAAUAGCGAUGAAUAUAUUGCUGAUGAGGAGGAAUGAUUUCCCAUACCCUUUUAUUGAAAUCAAAGUUUUAGUAAUUGAAAAUAUCAUACAACAUUUAUUUUUGUAAACUUUUAACCCUUAUUAACAAUAAAACCUUAAUAUCAGCACUAA